AUGAACCAAACAUCCGAGUCCCCCCUAUUCAUCGCCGAGGAAGUCAUCUGCGCCUAUCCCAUCAGCACCUUCUACGAUUCCUGUCCUCGUUAUCUCUUCUACGCCCUCCUCCUAGCCACCUGCAUCACUCGCUGGACAGACUGGCUAGCCGACGUCUUUCUCGGCGCGGCCGCAACCUACGCCGGAACCGCCGCCAUCCAAGCCUUCAUCCUCGUUUCCAGCCCCCCAAAGCAACCCCCCUCGGAACCCAUAACCAUCCCCUACAUCCCCUCCAACACCACUCUCUGGAACACCUUCCCAGCCCUAAUCACCUCAAUCGACCAACUCAACCUCACCCCCGCAGCCCUCGACCUCGACGCCGACGCCGUCCUCGCCAUCGUCGUAACCGCCUACCUCACCUUCCUCCCCCUGCAAUGCUGGUCCCGCGCCAUCUCCCAAGAAAGAGCCCGCUACAUCCUCUUCUCCCUCUGGCACAUCCUCAUGCUCGCCGGCUCCAUCUGCGCCCUCAUCUACUGGCCCACCCUCCACAACACCCCAACCCAAUACACCUUCUGCUUUCCAGACCUCGCCCCCACCACCACCUCCAUCUCCAGCGACGGCUGGGAACCCCGGACACGCACCUCCACCUGGAACACCAGCAUCUGGGAUAUCUUCACCAACGAAACCCUCUUCAACCAACUCCCCAGCAUAUGCUACUACCCCUGCUUCAACACAUCCCAAGUCCUCCGCCAACCCACCUCCCUCGAGGCGGUCAUCGUCUCAGGCGACUACCGAGUCCACCAACGAAGUCGCUUCUGGGAUGAGGUCGUCUACUCCCAACGAUACAUCUACAGCCUAAUCGUCUUAACGAUGAUCGUCAACGUCUCUCUCCUACUCUUCAAAAUCCUCCCAUACCACUCCCGUCUUCCCUCCUCUCAAGUACGAACCAUCUGGUCUGAACGAAAAACUAUCCUCAACGGACUGAAAACAGACUUCUGCUCUACGAUCCAUCUAUCCCGUCUUCAUCGCACAACCGUAAUUGAGAAAACCCGCCAGCAACUAUCAAUCUGGAAACCCGCCCUCCCUCUGUUCAAUCUCCAAGCUGCAGGGCUAUGGAUCCGGCUCCUCCUCGACACUGCAAUCCUAUGCACAUUGGUCUUUAGUAUCAUUGUGAGUCCAUUAACGGUGAUUGCCUUCGUGGUCUGGAUUGAGUAUUAUAUUCACGAGGAUGGUCCGUCUCAGGAAACGCCGAGGCAGGUGGGGCAGUGGGCGCCGUUAGCGUCGAUAGCGUUUCUGGUUGUUUCGGCGGCGGUGUUGAAGGUGAGGUAUUGGGUUGCGUCGGGGGAGGAGUUGGAGGAGGAGAUUGCGUGGUUGAGGGGGGAGGUGGAGAGGUUGGAGAGGAUAAGAGCCAGGGGAGGGAUGCAGUGA
This is a messenger RNA of Aspergillus sclerotioniger CBS 115572, 1407 nucleotides long. RefSeq lists its product as uncharacterized. The transcript has a single exon. The record is from RefSeq and is a predicted model, not a curated record. Bases 1 to 1407 code for a protein of 468 amino acids. NCBI's taxonomy places the organism in Eukaryota, Fungi, Ascomycota, Eurotiomycetes, Eurotiales, Aspergillaceae.